Penicilliopsis zonata CBS 506.65 is the source of this 921-nucleotide messenger RNA. RefSeq lists its product as hypothetical. NCBI's taxonomy places the organism in Eukaryota, Fungi, Ascomycota, Eurotiomycetes, Eurotiales, Aspergillaceae. Gene Ontology annotation, molecular function: hydrolase activity. Bases 1 to 921 code for a protein of 306 amino acids. Gene Ontology annotation, cellular component: P-body. The transcript has 3 exons. The record is from RefSeq and is a predicted model, not a curated record.
AUGCAUAUUCUAGUCGUCAAUGACGACGGACCCCCGUCCAAACGGUUGUCACCAUACAUCCGUCCCUUUGUCGACGCCCUCGAGGCAGCAGGCCACCUCGUCUCCGUUGCCACGCCGGCAGCGUCACGCUCCUGGAUCGGCAAGGCACAUCUGAUCGAGGCCUCAUUAACAGCAACAUAUGUGGACAAGGAUUCGUUUGAGGAAGAUGGCACAUACAGAGAAUACCGUGAUAGCGACGGUCUUGAAGGCAAUGGCAAUGAAUGGGUAGUAGUCACCAACGGAACCCCCGCCAGCUGCACACAGCUCGGUCUAUACAAUCUGUUCACCUCGCGCGGACCCAUCGACCUGGUAGUUUCGGGCCCGAACCACGGCCGCAACGCAUCAACAAUCUACAAUCUCUCCUCGGGGACCGUCGGGGGAGCCCUCGAGGCCGUGACGUGCGGGAAACGAGCCAUCGCGGUCUCCUUUGGGAGUAAAGACGAACAACCCGUGGAGACUAUCUGCGCCGCCUCAAGAUUGACAGUGAGGGUGAUUCAGUAUCUGUCUCGUCAUUGGGAUCCAAAUGUCGAACUGUAUAAUCUUAACGUGCCGAUGAGGGCGGACGUGGAAUCCAGACCGGUCAAAUAUACGCGCACGCUUCCGAUUUACUGGCCUAGGGGGUGUUUAUAUGCCGAGAAUGAAAUCAAUGGAACCAACGGAGUGAAUGGAGUGAACGGGAUGCAGAUGCAUCACAAACAACGCCAUUUUAAAUGGUCUGCCGAUCUGGUCGAUAUGAAAAAGGCCCUCCAGGCUGCCGAGCAGGGGACCGACGCUCACACCGUGCUGGACGGGUGUACUAGUGUAACUCCCCUUCGAGCUAAUCUGUGGCAUGUCCCUGGUCUAGAGGGCGAAUUGGAUAUUGAUAUUGAUACCCAUGUAUAA